Messenger RNA from Zasmidium cellare ATCC 36951, 915 nucleotides. RefSeq lists its product as uncharacterized. The transcript has a single exon. The coding region runs from base 1 to 915 and encodes 304 amino acids. Gene Ontology annotation, molecular function: oxidoreductase activity. The record is from RefSeq and is a predicted model, not a curated record. NCBI's taxonomy places the organism in Eukaryota, Fungi, Ascomycota, Dothideomycetes, Mycosphaerellales, Mycosphaerellaceae.
AUGGCCCCAACCAACAAGAUCAACGACCUCUUCAACGUCAAUGGCCUCGUCGCUGUCAUCACCGGCGGCGGCAGUGGCCUGGGACUCUACGCUGCACGAGCCUUGGACGCCAACGGAGCCAAAGCCGUGUACAUCGUCGGCCGCAGAGAACAAUCCCUCAAAGACGCCGCCGCCACUGGCAUCAACGGCAAGAUCAUCCCCGUCGUCGGCGAUGUCACCAACAAGGAUUCCCUCAAGAAAGUCGUCGACCACGUCCAAAAGGAACAAGGCUACAUCAACCUCCUCUUUGCCAACUCAGGCAUCGGCGGCCACCACGACAACACCGUCAUCACCAAGCCCGACGGCAGCAAGCCCAGCGUGCAGGAAUUCGCAGACUUCGUAGGCGGUCCUUCCCUGGAUGAGUUCAACAAGACCCUCUCAACCAACGUCACCGGCGUCUUUCACACCGCCAUUGCCUUCCUCCCUCUCCUCGACGCCGGCAACAAUAAGAAGAACGUCGCUCAAGACUCCCAAAUCCUCAUCACCUCCUCCGUAGCCGGCUUCUCCCGCUACCUCGCCUCCUCCUUCGCCUACUCCACCUCCAAAGCCGCCGUCAACCACCUCUGCAAAAUGCUCGCCACGACAUUCGCCCAGCAAGGCUUCCACAUCCGCGCCAACGUCAUCGCACCAGGCUUGUAUCCUAGUGAAUUGACCCAAUCGGCCACGGACAAGCUAGACAAGUUCAAUGCAGUGGAUGGAGCGUGGGAGGAUGCGAGGGUUAUGGCGAAGGAUCGAGCGCCGGCGGAGAGGACGGGGAGUGAGGAGGAUUUUGCCGCGACGGUGUUGUAUUUCGCCAGUCGAGCGGGGGCGUAUCUGAAUGGCGAGACUUUGCUGACGGAUGGUGGGAGGUUGGCUCAGAUGCCGGCUGUGUACUAA